This is a messenger RNA of Mercurialis annua (annual mercury), 447 nucleotides long. RefSeq lists its product as uncharacterized. Lineage: Eukaryota; Viridiplantae; Streptophyta; Magnoliopsida; Malpighiales; Euphorbiaceae. The coding region runs from base 1 to 447 and encodes 148 amino acids. The record is from RefSeq and is a predicted model, not a curated record. The transcript has 2 exons.
AUGAAAUCUGAUAAGGGAUUUCUUGCUCCAUAUCGAGGACAACGUUAUCAUCUAGAUGAGUGGAGAGGUGAUAGGCAGCCACAAACUGCAGAGGAAUAUUUUAACAUGAAACCUUCUAGAGCUAGAAAUGUUAUCGAAAGAUGUUUUGGUGUGCUUAAGGGAAAAUGGUCUAUUAUUAGAAGUUGCUCUUACUAUCCAAUUAAGACCCAAGGGCGUAUCAUUCUAGCAUGUUGUUUAUUGCACAAUUUGAUUAGAAGAAACAUGCCAACAGAUAUAGAAGCACUUUAUGAAGAAGAAAACAUAGAAGACGAUGAUGAUGAUGAUACUGAAAGUGAAAUGGAAUGCAUCACAACAAUUCAAACGUCUAACCAUUGGAGUAAUUUUAGAAAUUCACAUGCCCAACAAAUAUUUAACAAUUGGAGAGCUAACUUUAGUAGACACCAAUAG